CGCUGGAAGUCACCUGACUUCAUGUGUUGCUGUUGAAGGAAAAAAAUGGCUGCCCAUCUUUCAUACGGCAGAGUGAAUUUAAACAUCUUGAGAGAAGCGGCACGAAAAGAGCUUCGAGAGUUUUUGGACAAAUGUGCGGGAAGUAAGGCCAUCGUUUGGGACGAGUAUCUGACGGGGCCUUUUGGUCUGAUAGCCCAGUAUUCUCUCCUGAAGGAACAUGAAGUGGAAAAGAUGUUCACCCUGAAGAACGGCAGACUCCCCUCUGCUGACGUCAAAAACAUAAUCUUCUUCGUCCGUCCCAGGCUGGAGCUGAUGGACAUCAUUGCCGAGAACAUAUUCAGUGAAGAUAAGCAUCAUCCAGCGCGAGAUUUUCACAUUUUGUUCGUGCCGCGGCGGAGCAUGCUGUGUGAACAGCGGCUGAAGGAGCAGGGCGUGCUGGGCUCCUUCGUCAACAUCGACGAGUAUAUCCUGGACCUGAUUCCUUUUGACGGGGACCUGCUUUCCAUGGAGUAUGAAAGUGCUUUUAGGGAGUGCUACCUGGAAAAUGACCAGACAAGUUUGUACCACACAGCCAAGGGCCUCAUGACCUUACAGGCCCUCUACGGCACCAUCCCUCAGAUAUUUGGGAAGGGAGACUGUGCACGGCACGUUGCCAACAUGAUGUUGCGGAUGAAGAGGGAGUUUGCCGGCACUCAGAAUCAGAUUCUACCGGUGUUUGACACUCUUCUUCUCCUGGACCGUAAUGUUGACCUGCUGACCCCCCUGGCCACACAGCUCACCUACGAGGGUCUUAUUGAUGAGAUCUAUGGAAUAAAUAAUGGAUAUGUCAAGCUGCCUCCUGAGAAGUUUGCACAGAAGAAGCAAGGUGAAGGUAGUAAAGAUCUGCCCACAGAGCCCAAGAAGUUGCAGCUGAACUCGGCAGAGGAACUGUAUGCGGAGAUCCGGGACAAAAACUUCAACGCAGUCGGUGCAGCGCUCAGCAAAAAGGCCAAAAUUAUAUCGGCAGCCUUUGAGGAGCGCCAUAACGCUAAAACAGUGGGCGAGAUAAAGCAGUUUGUGUCUCAGUUACCUCACAUGCAGGCGGCUCGAAGCUCGCUGGCUAACCACACCUCUGUUGCUGAGCUGAUCAAAGAUAUAACCACGUCCGAGGCCUUCUUUGAUAACCUAACAGUGGAGCAGGAGUUCAUGACAGGUGUUGACACAGACAAGGUGAACACGUACAUAGAGGACUGCGUUGCCCAGAAAGACCCACUAAUCAAGAUUCUGCGUCUGGUCUGCAUGCAGUCGGUCUGCAACAAUGGCCUCAAGCAGAAGGUGCUGGACUACUACAAGAGGGAGAUACUCCAGACUUAUGGCUAUGAACACAUACUAACGCUGAGCAACCUGGAGAAGGCGGGUCUUCUGAAGCCACAGACAGGCUCAAGAAACAACUACCCAACUAUUAGAAAAACUCUCAAACUGUGGAUGGAAGACGCCAACGAGCAGAACCCGAACGACAUCUCGUAUGUGUACAGCGGCUACGCGCCGCUCAGCAUCCGACUGACUCAGGUGCUGGCGAGGCCGGGCUGGCGCAGCAUCGAAGAGGUGCUGAAGAUGCUCCCAGGCCCACACUUUGAGGAGAGACAACAGCUUCCGUCUGGACUCCAUAAGAAACGCCAGCAGGGGGAAAACCGAACCACGCUGGUUUUCUUCCUCGGCGGGGUGACGUACGCAGAAAUAGCCGCUCUGCGUUUCCUCUCUCAGAUGGAAGACAGCGGGAUGGAGUACAUCAUAGCCACGACCAAGCUCAUCAACGGCACCAACUGGAUCAAAUCCCUCAUGGACCGACCCGAAUCCCAGACUCCCUGAGUCUCCAGCAUGUACAGCCUGCUACGUCAGACCCCCCCAUCCACCUGAAAGCAUCUAACCCCCACGUGAAGACUUUCGGCUUCACAUGCAAGCAAGACCCAAUUGUAAUACGUUCGCUUACUGGUCACAACCAAGAUGAAUCUGGAUUAAUAGUUCCACUUCCUUCACAUCUCUUUAUUUUAUUGUUACAUGACUGCUUAACUAAAGAUAUACUGUAUAUAUGUAUGUAUGCAAGAUUUCAAUGUGUUAAUAUUGAUGCUCUUUAAUUGGCAUCUGAAAAGCUUCUGUUUCUUUUUGCGACCCGUCUUUUACUCAUGAACCUGGGUAAAUAAAAGAUUAAUCUAC
Molecule: messenger RNA, 2193 nt
Organism: Fundulus heteroclitus (mummichog)
Lineage: Eukaryota; Metazoa; Chordata; Actinopteri; Cyprinodontiformes; Fundulidae
Gene: vps33a
Product: VPS33A core subunit of CORVET and HOPS complexes
Exons: 13
Coding region: 46-1848 (600 amino acids)
Biological process (GO): intracellular protein transport; vesicle-mediated transport
Cellular component (GO): lysosome; CORVET complex
Source: RefSeq, a predicted model, not a curated record